AUGGGAUUUUUGAGUGGUGUGCUUGGUGCGGUGAAAAACGAAAAUGAAGUGACAACUUAUGAUAAUUACAUCACUGGAGAGGAUAAAAAACUUAAUAAAGUAAUUGAGAAACUAAAUAAAAAUAUUGGCUCCGGGCGUGCUGGGCUUGUGGAGUCUGUCGCCGCGGUGAAGGGGUGGUUGGAGGGGUAUGGAAAGAGUGUAAAAGAAAAAACUGAAAAUAUAUACAUUCAAAUGAAGAUGAUAAUGAAUAAUAUCGACACGCAUAAGACCUAUAUUGAUAAUACGACAAAAGAUGGUUUUGAUGCUAUUUCUUCGAAUCUAUCGGGUUCUAUAACCAUUAAUAAAAGGCUUCUCGCUAAACUACAAAAUGAUGGAGAAAUUAUCAAAUUAAUUGAUGUGCCGUUACAGAAAAAAACAGCACCUGCUAUUGAAAAAAUUUUUCAAGCUUUUAGUGAACUAAAAAAAUUGGCAAAAAACGAUGACAUUCGAAAAACAUUUCUGAAAACGCAGCAGGAGCAUCAUGAGUUGUGUCGUUCAAUACACAAAGAACUUCACGAAAAUGCAGACAAAAAGGCAGUUGAGUUUGUUGGUGACAUACAAAGUGAGAUUAAAGAGCUUGAAAGUAAAAUGAAGAAUUUGGACCAAGGAUUGAGUGAGUCAGAAAAACAGUUAAUGCGAUUGAUAAGUAUCGCUGAUGAUGCCGUCAGACAUGCGAGGGAUAAUGAUCUAAAUAUGGAUUCCCUUGAUGCUCUAAUACGCGGAAAAUUAACAAAGCAGAUUAAAGACAUAAACAGCGAACUUUUGGAAUUCGAAAAUAAUUUCAGGAUUAAUGUGCAAAGGCCGCUUGACAGUGCAGUCAGCCUGGUGUAUACAUCUAUAACAGAGCUGUACAAAAAAAUUGACAAUGUUGGUGGCGCAACACUAGCAGAUUCGGAACAUAAGACUGUUGAUGAGUUAAUUGCGUAUAUUAAAAAACAGGUUUUUACAAUAAAAAAUAGCGUGUUGGGCGGUGACAACGCUAAAAGUAGUGUCGAACAUCAUUGGAAAGAUUUUAAAAGUGGCGUUGAGAAUCUAGUUAAGGAACUCAAUGGUACGGAUGUCGCUGAUCCAGGACCUCGGCGAACCGGUCUUCUUCGUGAUAUUCUUGACGGUGUUUUAAAAUAUGCCAAAAGGUUCAGUGAGAGGGGUAAUGAAGAAGAGUAUUUUGAAAAAACUGUGGAGGAGUGGGUAGUGAACAUUCUGACUGACAAUGAGUUUGUGAGACAAAAGUUUAAGGCGUAUCUUAAGGGUAACAGUAAGUUGCAUUCGCAAUAUAAAAGUGCAGACAGUAGUGAUGAACUUAAUGACGAAGGUAUCGCGAAGAUCGCACAACAGAUUGUUGCCAACCUUAAAGUCGGUAUUAUUGACGACGCUGUGAAAGAUUUCAAAAGUACCAUUGACAGUGUUCGACUUGACCACAACGACAAGAUUCAGAAAUAUGUCAGCGCUGUUCAAAUUGUCUGUCAGCAAUUUUCUGGAGGAAUUGAUUUGCAGAUGGACAGACACAAAAAAGGCGAAAUUAAUUUUGAUGGCGCAAUCGCAGCGAUCGAUAGAGUAGUUUUGAAGAAUCCAGCUUCUCCUUCCGCCGCCAUGGCAAAAGGGUAUCUUGAGGAAGCUUACAAGCGAAUAAUGUAUGUACUAUCCACCACCGCCGAUCAGGUUGCCUCUGAACUGCAGCAGUUCGUCAAUAAAUCGAGCCUCGACACCGCAGUGGAAGCGGCUAUAGGUAAAGUGGCUGGGAUGGCUACGUUGCUAAGAAGCGACCCAGUAACUGGGGCAUUAGAUUACUUGAAAAAACCCAUAAGCAACCUUCACGGAAAUCUCGAAAACGCGACUGGACAACUCUCCACUGGUGGUAGAACUGCUGGAGACAGUACUAAUUACGCCAAAAACGUUGACACAAGGUUGAAAGAAGUGCAAAGUCAGACACAAGCACUAUUGAGUGGUAUGAAAAUUCAGCGAAUGGCUCUUGACGCGGCGAUUAAAGGCGUUGAUGAGCCGCUGGCAGCGAUCACCGUAUUAGCUAAUCAGCUUAACGCUAAGGAUAAUGGCAUAGAAAAAACCGUUAAGUAUUUAGAAAUGUUUCUAAAAACCCUCGGGCAGAAUAAUGAAGAAGGUAGUCUGCGUAUGUCAAUUAAGAAGUGCAUUAACGCCAAUCAUAGCGCUUUAUCAUACUUAAGAAAGCAGGUCAAACAAGCUGUGGAAGCUGCCAAGGCAUCCAUCAUUGAGUAUAUCCAGACCACAUCUGAAGAGUUGAUCAAACGUAUCAACUCGGCAACCGACGCCAUGAAAACUGAAGCCCACAGUUUAUAUGCUAAUCGCAGGAAGAAUGAGCUGCAGGACCUGAAAGACGUUGUGGAGCUUCGGCUGGGAGAAAUAAAAGGAAUAAUAUACCUCGACUCCAUAAGUGGCCACAAAGCUCUUCUGAAACGUGUGAAAGGUGACUUAGAUGAUUUUGGUAAGCUGGUUCGGCGGCAAGAUAAUAAACUUGAUGCACUGCAAAAUAAGGAGUCCGUCGAGGAAUUGUCUCAGGCAUUCAGGGCCUAUGUUGAUCCUAUAUUAUUUCAUGUUGCUGAUGAAAUUAGAAAAUUAUUCGAGUCCGAAGGUCCACACAACAUAUAUCAUAUGAAGUUGGAAACCGCUUAUGAGAAACUCAAACUUGUGCUUGCCCACUUGAAAAACAACUCCAACAGGAAAUUUACGUUCGACUCCAGAUUUUCCGAGCUGCUUGACCAACUCCAGAAUCUGCUCGGCGACUUUAAUCCUUCAACGUCCUUCUCGGAAAUCUCCAUGCCGCUUCUGGAUGCCGUAAAGCAUGGAUUGACGUCUUUCUCCUCGGAGCUAACUAAGGCAUACGUGUCGCCGUACUCUGGUCAGAACAUCAAUUGGGCUGUUGGUCUCGACUCCGUGUUAUCAGGGCAGCCUAAAAAAUGCGCACAAAUUCUCUGCACAUUGGUACCAAUAUUGCUGGAAGAUCUGAGUGAGUUGUCAGAAAACUGUGAUGGUAGGUGGAAAGGAAAGAUGAUUAACUUAUCCAUCGAGAGCACGAAGUAUAACACAGUUAACGGUCUCGGAGGUUUCUUUGCAAACCGUGGCUACGAUGUUUCCCGGUCGGACAAGCAAGAGGGUGAACUGAGGAACAAAGAUGGUUGCAAAGGGGAACACAUUCAGAGGUGGAUUGCGGGGACAGUCGUGUCUCAGUCCGGCAACCGCAAUCUCAUUGAUGAUCUUAAGUGUAUAUUUGCACACCUGGAAACGUAUAAUCAAGUUUGCCACAUGGCAACCCAAUUCUCCACUAAGUAUCCGUGCUCUGUUUACGAAAUGCUGAUGUGGCUCUGCGGACUGCCGUAUAAUGCCGUGCGCUCAGACUUGUUACGUGAAGGCAUAGGCAACUUACUUGAAAAUCCGGAUAAGAAGCUAGCUAAUGUCGAUGGCAUCGCGCUCUACGAUCAUGAAUCGUCAUACCUAGACGCCUAUCCGAGUAAAAUUACAUAUAGGAAUCUCGACGCUGUAUUGCACCACGUAUGCGAAAAAGCGUACGAUGUUCUGACUCAUGUCGUAGGCUUUGGUGAUGAAUUUACCGUGUACGCCUGUGAGUUCUCAACCAAUUCGUUACACCUAAUGUAUCCAACAGACCCAUCGCAGUGCCUGGAUAUGCUGCUCGACAUUCUGCGUAGAUUAUUCCGAGCUCUACGGUUCUUGCGCAGCCGGUGUAAGGUUCCAGCUGAGCAUUACGGUUGGCGUGACUGCCGAUACGGAAGAGAUGUAUUCACAUCCAAAUCGCAUUGUAACAACCAGUCAACCGGCAAAGCAGCGUGCCAUCCUACGUGUGAAGCAACGUGCAAACCAAAUUGCCGAGUUCACGCCUCAGUAAGUUGUCAACCAAAUUCACCACUUAUGUCUUAUCUGAACGAUUGUCUACCCGGACAUCUACCUCACAGAUUGCAAUCAGUGGGAUGUAAACCCAAGUGUAAUACGUGUUCUGCGAGCUCUACAAAAAGUAUGCCGUGUCUAACCCCCCUAGGUUUCAGGGCAUUCUCAGGAUGCACGAAAUCUGGUGAGGAUCUGUGUAAAAUUAUUGAGACAUUCAUGAACAUCGAUGAUAUCGACGCACUGUUUGCGCUCACACCCAGUCCACCGUCUACUCUACCAGAGCAUUACGCUUUCACGUUGUCAUUUGUUGACGGUUGGGAAACCAAUAACAAACAUUCCUUCUUAGAAUUAAUGCGCACAUCGCUUACUGAACAGUCCAUUAAAUUAUAUAAAAACACGGACGACCUCACAGAUUUGUUGCGUCAAACAUACGGCAACACACCGAGCGACCAUGGUAAGACGUAUAAAGAUGGCGACAAAAUAGAUUUGUCGUGCUUCUCACUGACCACCAUAUGCUCCAAUAAACAACACUGUGCUCCGUACGUAUCUAACUUAUGUUGUGAUGUAUACGGGCAUUUCGCUCAUAAGCAUUCAAACCUCUACAUGUCCUGGGCAAUAUAUUUAACAUGGGAUUUCUGGAAUUGUCUUAACAAUUUGUACAAUGACUUCAUACAGAUAUUCUGCUUAGAUUGGGGAUGCCAGAUGUGCUUGAAUGGCAACUCAUGUAAACCAGGUAAACAUGGUAUGCCUAAUCCAAAAGGCCCUGGAUCAGGUUGCCUAUGUCCUUCCCUAGUUGGAUGUAGAGGCGUCUGGCCGACGUUGUACAACUACGGAUUAACAUUUCAAAAUGUCAAAACAUUAAUAACAAUGAAGAAGAAGUGUAUUGAUAUGCGCAGCCAAUUAUACGAUGUUCUGCACUCUGAUUAUUUUAAAAACCUUUUCACAGAAUGCGACAACUUCCUCUACCAAAUCCGCCUCCCCUUCAUGACUCUAACCCUCGCCCUCUGGCUCCUCUCUUUAUUGUACCUCCUCCACAUCAUGGUCAUCCGCCUAGACCUGCUCCACAUCAAAUCUCACUUACACUCACCGUCAACACAUCGCAUAGCCGCUCAAUCGCUACUCGCCGCGGCACGUGUCAGCAAGCUUAACAGAGUGUUUUAUCUACAACCAUAA
Messenger RNA from Babesia bigemina, 5085 nucleotides. RefSeq lists its product as hypothetical. The transcript has a single exon. NCBI's taxonomy places the organism in Eukaryota, Apicomplexa, Aconoidasida, Piroplasmida, Babesiidae. The record is from RefSeq and is a predicted model, not a curated record. The coding region runs from base 1 to 5085 and encodes 1694 amino acids.